CUGGACUCGCCGGCAUUCCUUCAUGCGGAAGUUGGAGCCAAUUCGUGCUCUCUCCCUCUCUCCCAUCCCCUUCUUCCUCGACUGCUCUCCGGGACGCAGGCCUACUAUCGUCGCCGUCUCGUAGUAAAUGGGUCUUGCGAUAUCGGCAGAUCGUUUCUCGAUUCGCCGGCCGCGCCUCUCAACAUUCGUCGUCUGCUCCACUUUGCUUCUGGGUGUCAGUAUCAUCUUAAAAACCCGCCACUUACUUCCCCUCCCUCAACUCUUCUCCCCCUCCCAUUCCUAUACCCAAGUCGCAACCAUGUCUUACCAACAAGAGCGCUUCAUCGCCGAACUCGCCGUCCAGCGCGCUACCCUCCUCACUCAGAAGGUUUUCAACGAGAAGGCCAAGGGUACCGUAUCCAAGGAUGACAAGUCGCCCGUCACCAUCGGCGACUUCGGAGCUCAGGCCUUGAUCAUCCAGGCCAUCCGCAAAAACUUCCCCAAUGACGAGAUCGUCGCCGAAGAAGAGGCCAGCUCCCUCCGAGAGGACAAGGCGCUGAGCGCCGAGAUCUGGAGACUGGUCAGCGACAUCAAGCUGGAGGACCCCGAGAGCGACAACCUCCUGGGCGGCCCUUUGCCAAGUGAAGAGGCAAUGCUGGACAUUAUCGACCAAGGCAAGAGCGCCGGAGGCCCCAAGGGUCGCGUGUGGGCUCUGGACCCCAUCGACGGCACCAAGGGAUUCCUGCGUGGCGGACAAUAUGCCGUGUGUCUCGGCUUGAUUGAGGACGGCGAUGUCAAGGCGGGAGCCAUUGGUUGCCCCAACCUGCCCGUGGACGACUCGGCCGCCAUGACCGCCUCGAUCGGUGUCGACCAGACCAGCGGUGCUGGCAACGGAGUGCUCUUCUCUGCGAUCAAGGGCGCUGGCUCCACUAGCCGUCCCCUGACCAAUGCUGGUCUCGCCGAGAGCAAGUCCAUCUCCAUGCGCCCCGUUCCCAACAUUGCGGAGGCUGUUUUCUGCGAGGGCGUUGAAGCUGGUCAUUCCGCCCAGGGCGACAACGCCGCCGUUGCGCAGCUCUUGGGAAUUACCGCUCCCAGCGUGCGUCUGGAUUCCCAGGCCAAGUACUGCUCCAUCGCUAGAGGAGCUGGUGACAUCUAUCUGCGACUGCCCGUGAAGAAGGACUACCAGGAGAAGAUCUGGGAUCACGCCGCCGGCGACCUGAUCGUGCGCGAGGCUGGUGGUCAAGUGACUGAUAUCUACGGUCAAACACUGGACUUCAGCAAGGGCCGUACUUUGGCCGCCAACAAGGGCGUUGUUGCCGCCCCCGCGGCCGUUCAGGGCCAGGUCAUCGACGCCGUGAAGCAUGUCCUGAAGCUGUAGUCGGAAGAACAGGAGGAUUGUUACGAUUUUGAUAUAUGAUGAGCACCAUUCUUAUCACGAAUUUUCUUUUCAGACUCGUUGCACGCUAGAUGCGUCUAAAAGUACAAAAAAUGGAUAGAUACCAGUCGCGGACAAAAAGGAAAUGUGCUUGGGAUAUACAUAUACAGAAAGUGUAGACUGCUCCUCUUUUCCAACACCUGAUUAUAAAACACCGCCGUUUACCGGAUCUUCUUGGCCUUCAACUUGAUCGUCUCCCCGUUUAUGAAGAUACCCUUGC
Molecule: messenger RNA, 1634 nt
Organism: Aspergillus steynii IBT 23096
Lineage: Eukaryota; Fungi; Ascomycota; Eurotiomycetes; Eurotiales; Aspergillaceae
Product: 3'(2'),5'-bisphosphate nucleotidase
Exons: 1
Coding region: 299-1357 (352 amino acids)
Biological process (GO): sulfate assimilation; phosphatidylinositol phosphate biosynthetic process
Molecular function (GO): 3'(2'),5'-bisphosphate nucleotidase activity
Source: RefSeq, a predicted model, not a curated record